GUUGAUUUUUCAAUUGCUGAUAACGAUAUGAAAUUAAAUUAAAAAAUUAACUACUUCACUUAUUAAUUAAUAAUUACAAUAUUGCAAAUUGAUGCUUAGUACAUAAUCGGUUCACGCACUGUUCAAUUAAUAACUUUUUUCAAUAGUUGUUUCCGCCUCUUGAUUUUUCGGCUUAAAAUUCGCUUGUGAAUUUGGUGUUCUAUUACGGAAAUUUGGUAACAUUCAGAAUUUACUCUUGAUAAUAGUCAUUUUCUCAACAAUUCAACUCGUUAGUUAUUAAAAGUUCAGCCUUUUCUGUCGUGCAAUGGCUUCAGCAUUCGACGAGGAACAGAGUUUUCGCGAAUGCGAAGAAUACGUUCAUAAGUAUAAUAUUCAACAAUUGCUGAAGGAUUGUAUCGUCCAGCUAUGUGUCAGCAAACCAGACAAUCCUGUCACUUUUCUGCGAAUGUACUUUCAAAAACUGGAAAGGGAAAAAGCUCAAAAUGCCAAGAAACAAGCAGCCACUCCCGAUGAUCAGGAUGAUCUUUCACCUUUGCCGUCACACUGUCAACAACCUCCGUCUUCCAGGCGUCGAGGUGCCAUUUCCGCCGAGCCAGUCACCGAAGAAGACGCCACUAGUUACGUGAAAAAAGUUGUACCGAAAGAUUACAAAACCAUGGCUGCCUUGUCAAAAGCUAUCGCAAAAAAUGUAUUAUUUUCGCAUCUAGAUGAAAACGAACGAUCCGACAUUUUCGACGCCAUGUUCCCAGUGACAUUUUUAGCCGGUGAAACUAUCAUUCAACAAGGCGACGAAGGAGAUAAUUUUUACGUUAUUGAUCAAGGCGAAGUGGAAUUCUACGUAAACAAUGAACUGGUUACCACGGUCGGAGAAGGAGGCAGUUUUGGCGAAUUAGCUUUGAUUUACGGUACACCCAGAGCAGCCACAGUACGUGCAAAGACUAACGUAAAAUUAUGGGGUAUCGAUAGAGAUUCGUAUAGAAGAAUUCUAAUGGGAUCUACAAUACGUAAAAGGAAAAUGUACGACGAAUUUUUGUCGCGUGUAUCAAUUCUAGAAAGUUUAGAUAAAUGGGAAAGACUCACAGUAGCCGAUGCAUUAGAACCAGUUUCAUUCGAUGAUGGCGAAACAAUAGUAAGACAAGGCGAACCUGGCGAUGAUUUUUAUAUUAUAGUCGAUGGCACUGCGUUAGUUUUACAAUACAGAGCCGAAGGCGAUAAACCUGUCGAAGUUGGAAGAUUAGAACCUUCAGAUUAUUUCGGUGAAAUUGCAUUAUUAUUAGAUAGACCGAGAGCCGCCACAGUAGUUGCAAAAGGACCUUUAAAAUGUGUAAAAUUAGAUAGAGCCAGAUUUGAAAGAGUUCUAGGUCCUUGUGCAGAUAUAUUAAAAAGAAAUAUUACGCAGUAUAAUAGUUUUGUAUCUUUAUCCGUUUAAACGAAUUCGUGAAUUAGAAAUUUAUGUAAAUUCUCCAGAAAAAAAUUUUCUUCGGUGGUAGUUAUGGAAGUCGCUGAACGUUACAUAAGGGAACGUAUAUUUGUAUUUUUUAUUACGCGACCAAGAUUCAAUACCUACGAAUAGAAUGCCAAUGUUAUUUUUUCAAAUUUUUAUAUCCGGGUGCAAUGUCAUCUCUUCUAUGUCAGCUUUUAUUGUUGUUAUUACACGAUUGUUGAAUUGAAUAUAAUUCAAUGUGUAUAAAAUAAAGUUUAUUAUAAAUUAAUUAUAAUACGUAUAAUUGAAAAAAAAAAUUGUACAAUUAACGAGUCGUCAUGUUAUAAGUAAUUUACUAACGAAUACUUUUAAAUUGUUAAAAAAAAAAAUGUAUCGUAUUUAUUUUAAUAAAUGCUUACUUACCGUUUUAAA
Messenger RNA from Planococcus citri (citrus mealybug), 1855 nucleotides. It is a transcript of the gene Pka-R1, whose product is annotated as protein kinase, cAMP-dependent, regulatory subunit type 1. NCBI's taxonomy places the organism in Eukaryota, Metazoa, Arthropoda, Insecta, Hemiptera, Pseudococcidae. Gene Ontology annotation, biological process: regulation of protein phosphorylation. Gene Ontology annotation, cellular component: cAMP-dependent protein kinase complex. Bases 305 to 1429 code for a protein of 374 amino acids. The record is from RefSeq and is a predicted model, not a curated record. The transcript has 8 exons. Gene Ontology annotation, molecular function: cAMP-dependent protein kinase regulator activity.